Eleginops maclovinus (Patagonian blennie) is the source of this 7473-nucleotide messenger RNA. It is a transcript of the gene npas1, whose product is annotated as neuronal PAS domain protein 1. The transcript has 13 exons. Gene Ontology annotation, molecular function: DNA-binding transcription factor activity, RNA polymerase II-specific; protein dimerization activity; RNA polymerase II transcription regulatory region sequence-specific DNA binding. Gene Ontology annotation, biological process: regulation of transcription by RNA polymerase II. The coding region runs from base 2792 to 5203 and encodes 803 amino acids. The record is from RefSeq and is a predicted model, not a curated record. NCBI's taxonomy places the organism in Eukaryota, Metazoa, Chordata, Actinopteri, Perciformes, Eleginopidae.
ACAGUGAGACGACACUUUAAUCCCGCGCUCACAGUGCGAUGAAUGCGUGAGACGAGCAUCUGAAGACUUUCCUCAUUGAUGUCGAGCUCCACUUCCCCUCUCACAGUUUGAAGUUGGAGAAGGAAAUGGGUUUGACUAAACUCCAGAGAGGGGAGAGGAGGAGGAGGAGGAGGAGGAGGAGGGGGAGAGAGCUCGGCAAAGUAAGCCGCGGAAUAAAGACAAAGAACUUAAUUUGAAGUCAUUCUUGCUCUAUAUUAGAGGCGUGAUGUGCUUGUUUAGUGCAAAGCAUGACCAAAAAAAAAGAAGUUAUGAGGUAGAUGGAGAGGUGGAGGAAGGGGACGUUGCCUAUAUGGAGAAAAAGAGACUGCUCUUAUGAUGAGUCGAGGCACGUAUCUCCGCUCAGCCGUGUCUUUCUGGGCUUCGGGCUCGCAGCUGCGGCGGCGGGUAUUGAAUUCAGAUGCGGCCUGCAUGUCUCCCCGCCCUGGCCGCUACAGGUGGAAAUGCUCUUAUCAAUACGAACUGUCCGAGCCUGACUGCGAGCCGAUCCGUCUCAUUGAUGAUUUUAGGUGCCCCUGCCCUCCCCGAGGAGCCCAUUGAUUAAUGUCUGGGUCACAGUGGUAUUUCCAUAUUGAUGGCUCGAUUGAUGACGGCGCUCCAGGAACAAACCGUAUUGACCUGCCAGAAAGUGAUACGCUUCAAACUGUUCGGCGGAUGUAUUUAUGCAUAAUGAGGGAUACAUAGCCUAAUGUGGCGGAGGCACCUCUAAAUACUGGAAGCCUGUGUUCUACUGGCAAAUGUACUUAAAGGCUAUAUCCUGAGAAAAACAUAUCACUAUUCCCACAAAAACGACAACCUGUUAUACUUGCACUUAAACCACUACUAAUUUAGAUAUUGUUACUGUGAAUACUUGGGUAAAUUAUAGUGUGACUUUGUACUUUAUAGUAGGCUAUUUUUACCCUUAUUAAACUAUAAGAUUCAACUUUAUUGAUCAUCAGGAGGGAAACUAAGAAACAGCAAAUAAACAAAUCAGUGAGGCACAAAUAAGUAAUGGCAAAUCGAAGUUAGAAAGCUAUAGUCUAUAAGUAGAGUAAAUAAAUGAUGUAUUUUCUAUGUGCAAUGUUUGUAAUUCAUGUUGAUUAAUGUAAACUCCUUGUCCUUAGGGACAGUUCUGAACCUGGGAGCCAAGAGCCCUGAUGUGUCACCAGAUCAAUUUGAGGUUUAGUUAGACGAUCAUCAAGGUAGGAAUCAUAAUUAUUUUUUGCUAAAUACUAUACGUUUAUUUAUUUCUAAGAACAUUUAUCUGAGCUGGGAGACAAACGUUUCAACUUGAAAGACAUCUGUAACAUCUGACGAGAUGCUGCGGUACUAAAAGAGAUUUAGAGUUGCUUUAUGCUGCUAAAUUUGGGGAACAACUUUAUAUUAUUUAUUAAAUAUAUUUUUAGUAACCAAAUCCUUAUGGAAAAACUUCUAAACUUAUGACAUCUUAUUAGGUUGCAUGUGCAGAAAAAAUUACCUGUUAAUCACUACUUUGGUAUAUUAGUUUUCAAAGCAACAUGAGACCGUUACCAUGUUUAAAAAAAAACAAAAGUCAAAUUAUCUGUGCCGAGCUUGCAGGUGCAUUUUUCUUCUAAAUUAUUUAGCGGGGACACAUUAUCUCAACUAUCUGCCGAAAUAAUGAUUCAGUAUGAUGGACAUACUGUCGUGUACAAGGGCUUAAUAAGUGCUGCUAAUUUGCAUUCAACCUAAUGUCACCUUUUUAGCUGUGUAUGCAAUGGAUAUUUUCCAACUAUUUUAAAGUUGUUUUGUGUGGUGAUUACAUGGUUUUGUCAGGCCCCUUACUGCUGUGUGUUCAUAUUGCUGUAUUAUUUCAAGGCUAUAUUUUAAAAGUGGCUAGUUUUUCUUCAUAGGGUCAAGUGCAAACACUGCAUAAUGCAGAACAACUCCACAGAGAGCCCAGAGUUGUGAACCCAAUUUUGCAGACACCUUAAUUUAAAGGACAGGCAGACAACAACAUGAUUCUGUGGGACUUGUUCUGCUUGUUGUGGAGAUUACUUUGGAGGCAGAGGGCAUUGUGUGGAGAAGAUAGUCAGUUUGAAAAAAUAUAGCCUUGAGCAGAACUGAUCCCAUUUUACGCUUUUAGGGUCAGUGGUCAAAACGGGUGUUCGGCCUCCAGGUCUCCAUGACAUGGACCGGGGGCUUACAAUGUAUAUCUGGUGAUUACAUCUCCUGAAGUGGAAAAAAUGCAAAUAAUAAAUGUAUGAGCAACGUGCUUGUUUUUUUGCUUGAUUAAUUAUGCCGUUUAAUUCCAGAUCCACCACGCCGCUCCACCGUAUAAUUUCCCAGUGGUCUUGGCUGUUUCUUCUCUCUCAUGCGCUCUCUCCCUUUUUCCUCAUUGCAAAAUGAAUCAUGGAUCCAACCGUCUGUACCCGGGGGAGAGUGGCGAGCUGGCGAACGGGCUGACCAAUCAUGAGCAUCAGAGGCAGACACACUGACGGAGGGAGCCUUUUGUUGUGCGCUGCACUCAUCAAGUUAGAACACAACUACCCAUUUGGCCUGUAGACAAUUAAAAGAUGGAGACUUAUCCAAUCAGACUGGCCAGUGUGUGUUUAUCUGAGUGGGUGGCAGAGUCUCAUCACCAUUCAAAAUGUCGACUGGGACCAUGACCGCUCCUCUAUUCCCAGCCUGGCCAACCCUCUCUCAGCCUCCUGACAGUUCCAGGUCUGAGUCCAUCACAUCCUCAACCAAUCAGAGCCUUCGUUAACAGCGGCGUUGGCGCGUGAUUGGGAGAAGGAUGGCAACCAUGCCGUUUGUCAGUGAGGGGAAGUGUGUGAGUGUGGAGUGGGAUUUCCUACAAGGACUACUGGCCAAGCCUCCCACCCUUCCCUGUCUCCAGAACUUGCGUAAAGAGAAGUCCCGCAAUGCGGCUCGUUCGCGGCGGGGGAAAGAGAAUUUUGAGUUCUUCGAGCUGGCCAAGAUGCUGCCUCUGCCCGGGGCCAUCACCAGCCAGCUGGACAAGGCCUCAGUCAUCCGGCUGACCAUCAGCUACCUGCACAUGCGCACCUUUGCCAGCCAGGGAGACCCGCCCUGGAGCCCUCUGAUGGAGGGAGACAUAAACUGCAGUAAAGUAAGACGAUCAUCUCAUUCUCUGGCUACGGACAUGUUUGAGCAGCACCUAGGGGCGCACCUCCUGCAGUCUCUGGAUGGCUUUGUGUUCGUGGUCAGUCAGGAGGGACGUUUCCUCUACAUCUCAGAGACCGUUUCUAUCUACCUGGGACUCUCACAGGUGGAGCUGACCGGCAGCAGUGUGUUUGACUACAUACAUCCGGCGGACCACGUCGAGAUGGCUGAGCGUCUGGGAAUCAGGCCGCAUCUGAGGGCCGAGGCCGGCUGCCACACAGGCCCCGAGAGUGCUUCCAGCUCCGCAUCCACAUCCUCCUUAGCUGGUACCCCUGAACCCGCUCCGUCUAGUCCUCAUUCCCCUGCUGACGAACCUCCUGACCGUGGCUACUUCAUCCGCAUGAAGUCUACGCUCACUAAAAGAGGGCUGCACGUCAAGUCUUCUGGAUACAAGGUAAUCCAUGUGACGGGACGAAUCCGUUACCGCCCUGCACUUGUGCCUGGCUCUGGACGCUCAGUGCGUCGACCGAUUGGUUUGGUUGCACUGGCACACACACUCCCCCCCUCCACGCUUAAUGAAGUCCGCAUGGAGAGUCAAAUGUUUGUCUUCCGAGUGAACAUGGACCUUCAGGUCACAUAUUGUGAGAACAGGAUCUCAGAGUAUAUGGAUCUGACCCCAGCAGAGGUGGUGGGACACACCUGUUAUCACUUCAUCCAUGUAGAAGACUUGGAAAACCUCCGUCAGAGCCAUGAAGACUUGCUGAGGAAAGGCCAGGUGGUGACCGGUUAUUACCGUUGGCUCCAGAGGAGAGGAGGUUACCUGUGGAUCCAGUCCAGUGCCACCGUCUCCAUCAACCACAAAGCCCCGCAUGAACGCAACGUCAUCUGGGUCAACUACGUCAUAAGCCGAACAGAGUUUACCGACACUCCCAUGGAUAUUCUGCAGCUACCAGAGAACGUAAGAGCAGAGCGGCUUCGUGUUAGCUCGUCCCCCACCGACAGCUCCCCACAGGCCCGAGGCUCGCAGCCAGCGAAGACCUCAGUGGGGAAGAGUGACCCCGACACUAAAGGCAGAGAGAAAUUCACCGCAGCUGCCAUCCAAUCAGAGGACAGGAGGAAGCGCCUGCUGAGGUCCGAGCCCGAGGGCCCUCCUCCCGAAACCCGCCGCAGAAUGGAGGAGCUCCGUCAUGCAGAGGAGAGCGUAUCGGCCUCCUCUGACAUGGCCAGCGAAAGUGAGGGGGAGGAGGAGGAAGAGACAGAGUGGGACCAUGGGGGAGACAAUGAUAGAUUGAAACAGGAAGACGGCGGAGGAGUUAAACAGAGUAGGGGAGGAGACGCCCCCUCUAGAGGGGAGAGGGGGAGCAGGGUGCACAACGGCCGGGCUGUGAUCCAGCAACUGAAGAGUGUAGUGACCCCGUCUUCCCUGCCCGGCAACCCCGGCAUCAAGACUGAACACGAAGCCCUGACCACCGGGGGGCGCUGGGGGUCACACACACACACUACCCAGCCGCAACCAUCACAUGCACACACACCAUCCAGCAGCCUCAACGGUGACAGCCCCACCACCCCGAUCCCCGACUCUUCAUCCAGCAGCGAGGCCCCCCCAAAAGGAUUGUUCACACCCCCAUCCCCGGCACUUUCCCCUGCCAUGUCCGUGUCCUCCCCACUGCCUCGCGAGGACAGGAUUUUGUCUGGGGUGGUCAGUCGCAGCAGUGUAGGUGCAGGAGGCGCUCCUGACUUUGAGCUGCUCCAGAGACUGGCUGCAGGAGGUGCAGCAGGGAGGGUCCUCUUCCACCCCCUCGCCCUCAGCCCACAGGGUCCUCAGAGCCUCUAUGCCCCCAGCACUAUCCGCUACGCUCCACCUGAGCUGCCCCCCUCCCACCACCACGGCGGAGGACACAGCGAUGGCCUGCAGCUACGCUCGGACCACCACAAGGGACCCCCGACAGCCUUCUUCCCCCACCUACAGCGGUUGGCCGGCUUGCCACCCUUCAGUGGUUUCUCCCCGUCUGACAGCCCUUUCUCCUCCGGCCUGCCCUUCUGUAUGAACGGACUGAGGGGGGCCGCAGGCUCCGAGGAGGACUGAGACUUAGAAGGGAGGAGGUGAAAGGGGAAGAUAAAAAUGAAGGAUGGAGCAGAGUGACAGACCAGAAAGAGAGAUGUUGAAAAGGGCAGGAGAGACAGAAGUGGCAGGACAUUAAGCCUCUAAGGACGUUACUAAUUGGACAAUGAGUUGAAUAACUGCGAUAUAAAAUAUGUGACAAGUCGCUUCCAUAGGGAAUUAUUGGACAAGUGACAGUGAGUCUCGGAGAAAACACGACAUGGAAACUUUUGACUAGUUGUCCCUGAAGACCUUCCGUCUCUACAACAAUAAUGAACUCUGCUCUGUGUCUUUCUCUAGAUGACUCUGUUAAUUUCUGUGUCUCUUCCUCUCAGAGAAGCCAUAUUGUACAUAGAGACAAAACCAUAAAGACCCUCAGCUCACAUAAUCAUCACUGUCACUACAAUUAACACAAUUAACCCUAAAGCCAGUAGAAAGAGAUAGACACGGGUCUGUACGAAUGAAAGCAACUUUGGAAUAUACAUUUUUAUUAUUGCAGUAUUAUACUAAUCAUCUGUUAUGCUGAGAUACAGGUGAGGUUUGAUUAUUGGGUUUCUUUUAAAAUAGGCAAAGAAAGCCCUCUGGUGUUUUUGUAUUGAGAUUUAAAAUGAUAAUGAUAAUAAAAUCUCAAGUAUUCAUCAUUCAGCCAUACUUAAAGCACACUGUUGGGGUAAAAUAUGAAUAAAGUAGUCCCAGACAUUCCAUUAUAUAUAAGGGAAGAAAAUGCAAUGCAGACAGGACGUUAUUUCUGUUGUUUGUUUAUAGGCUAUUUGUUUAACUGAGUAUUAAUUAUAGUAUAUUAUGUAUGAUGAUGCGGUUGUGUUUGUGUAUGAAGCCAUAUUCUUGUUUUCAUUUUUUUUUAAAGUUUAUAUUGAUUUUUGUUUUUUUUGGAAGGAUGGUGUGGAAAUUGUGUCUAGACAGACAAAAUAACAUAGUUUAAUUGGAUGUACAAUGUCAUCCAAAUACCUUUUGUAUUAUUCUCUAAAAAAUAUAUUUCUGAAAAUGUUUUUGGGAGGGAAAAUGGUGCUGGACACAAGUGUUUAUUAUCAUUUAAACCUCUGUUUUUUUAUAAGCACUUACUGAAAUUUGUUCUGGUGUGAACUCAAAGCACUUCAUCACUUAACACUCACUGUGUGAUCCUGUUAAAACAGACAACAAUGCAAGAGUGGUCACUCAUGUCAUAGCCUGACUGCACUCUGGUAGAGAUAGUGAAGAUAAUGGUCAUUUAAAAGAGGCGCAAAGAUAAACAGACCUGUGGUCAUUAAAAGACGACCGUUAGAGGUCAAUAAAAAUCACCUGAAUUAUACUGAUGUUGGUUUUAUUUUAAUUCAGUCAACUUGAGGUAAAGUUUUAAAUUAAAAAGUGGAAAUAUAAAACACUUUAAAUUUCACUUUGACACUUAUUGACUGGAAUUCUCAGGACUGAAAAACCCAAACAAAUCGUAAACAGCUUUUAUAUGAAAAAGGUCCUUUUUUCAGUCACACACAAUUUAGAGCUGUCUAAAGAAUACUUUAAAAAAAAGUAUAAAACCUUUAUUCCAAACGUAAUAUUUCACAUCUGAAAAUGUUAGUCUUUAAAAAAAAUGUUGGUUAUAAUACAGCCAGCUGCAUUAUUGAAGAAUAGUGACAAUAAAACAAGCAGAGCUAAAAAAAAAAUACUGGAAGUAAAUAUCAGAUUGCUCUCUAGCACUUUGGAAUGAAGUCAUUUUUACGGAUCUACCAAGUGAUGAAAAUGCACCUAAACUUCUAUCAUUGUUGAAAACCGAGUCUUCAAAAAUGAUGCCAUAAAGACACUGUAUGUCAUUUGUUUUUUUUCCAAAAUUGAGAUUACGGUCGACUGUCUGAUCUGAGCGCUCAGUUUAUAUGGAAAUAUCUUGUGAUCUGAUGUCGGUCAAAAAAGAGAAGAAAAAAUAUUUCUAGUCGUUCAGAUCCGACAUGCACUACACACCCAUACUGUAGCUGUCUCAUGUAAAUAUGUGUGAGCGCACACAUUCUCGGGUGUUCAAUGAUAUAAUGUGUAUGUAUGACUGCGUGUGUGUGCGUUUGCUUGUACAAGUGUGUUGGGUUUUUUUUCUGUCUCUUUUUUUUGCUGAGAUAAAUAGCUAACCCCUUGCCCAUCACUGUGAAUCUAACAUUAUUCCCCAUCUUUGUGAAUACUCCACUCACUCAUCAAAUAAAAUGAACAAAUGUAAAAAGAAAAACAGUGAUACAGAUGACGAUAACAAUAAAAUAUUCCAGUAGAGGAGCACAACUCAA